CUGUUCCGCGUGUUCUAAAGCGUGAGGCCAAAGAUGUGGUGAUCGGUUUCCGCGGAUAUUUAGGUUAAACUUAAGGUUUAGUUGGGGUCCCUUGCUUAGUUUCAUUCUUUUUCACAUCCAUUUUGUACAUUUCCUACGGAGUGUAGUCGAAGCAAUCAUGGAUUUGGAAGGCAGCGAGUUGGCGGUGCUGGAAGAGCAGCUCUACUCAUCGAUCCACCAUUCGUUUGAUGAAUCCGCGAACCAGGUGGGGGACAUGCAGUGGCCACAAUCGUUCGUCGGAGCUACCUCCACGCCGUCUAGAGUUGUCUCGAACACGUCGGUCGUGAACAAUAAUAUCCAACCGAGAGCUUCCAAAAUGAAACGGUACUGGGCACCCGGCACUCCACAGCAACCCGCACAUCCCGUACGAUCAUUCACCCGAGAUCAGCCUGAAGCGCAAACGUUCCCUAAAAGUGCUACCCACCCGAUCCAAGCGAUGGCCACAAACCCUAGGCCACAACCCGGUGCACAGCAGUCAACUAACACCGAGCACAGCACCGACGACCCGAAGCACCGAUCGUUAAUUGCCCCUUACCAGUCGCUGUUGAGCAGUUGGCAAUUGCAGAGAAAUCCCGGGAGCACCGAUAGUGUUGAAGGCAAUCCUGUCUCGAGUGCCGAACAAAGUCCCGCGACAAAGGAAAAGAAACGGAAGAAGAAACAGCCGCCGAAACACCCGGUUGAAAAGAGGCUGGCAAGUCUGGUAAGUCUAGUGGAAGGGGGUGAACAGAAGGAAGGUGCCAAGCAGCGCAUCCAGGCGAAGAAAAGUAAAGCAACGACAGUGCGGAACAGGUUAGCGGAUAAAGCUGCUUCUAAGCAACGAGUUGUUGCCGAAAUUUCGCUAGAUUCAUCGGACGAUGAAACGAGACCACCGUCACGAACUGCCAAACUGAAACCAAGCAGUGUUCCUCCGUCGGAUGACGACACGACCGAUGUUGAGCUCAUCCCGGCACCUCCACCGCCGAAAAUUUGCAUCGAUUGUAGCGAUGAUGAGGUGGCUCAGGACAGUUUCGUCUUGCCGAAAUCGAAGCGAACCAAGAAGAAAAAAGCACCGAAGAAUGCAAGCUCACCUCGCUGUCUUAGCCCGUCAAACAGCUCUAUCAUGUCGGAUGACUUUAUUGGCCAUAACGAUCGCUCUCGCUUGAACGAUAGCUUUACCGAGUCCAUUGCGAACGACGAUGAGUUAGAAACAGAAUGUUCGCUGCGGGAAUCCCUUCAAGCGAAUAGGAAAUCCAGAUCAGUCACUAAGGAGCGUAACAAGCGCGUUCCUUCAGUUUCUUCAGACGGUACCAUUGGCACAGCUAGUGAUGUAACUGAUCAGGAUAAGCGUGCUAAUGAAGAAAUAAGCGGCGGUAAGACACCGAAAAAAAAUGUUCUACCUACACCUGGUUCUGCAACCGAUCAAGCAGACGAAACAUCAGGAGGAAACGCACAGCUGGGCAAACCUUCACAAAAUGGCCAGGAAACGGUCUUAAAAACUAAAGGCAAACCGAAGAAAAAUGCUGCUGUCAGUACGAUGGUUCGCUCAAAAUCUCACUCUCCAGCAUCACAUGGGACAGUCGGUGAGGAUCAAAUGAUAGAGGAACAGAAUGCCACGGUGAAUGCUGUUACCGCAGAACAACAUCCCGUUCCGAAAGGGAAAACAAAAUCUAAAAAUAAAACAAAACAAUCCCUUUCGGUGGAAGGAACCGAAACAGGGGCAAUGUGCAGUAAGGCAGGAAAGGCUACUCCAAAGCGAUCCCUGCGCUCAAAGCAUGACACGGAAUCGGAAAGCAUGUAUAAUGAGAUUUCUAAAAUCGGUAACAAGUCGAAAAAAGACACUGUGUGCUACGAUGAUAGCAGUAUUUCAUCGGAGAGCGAUUACAACAUUACUUUGAUUAGCAAUAAAUCAUCAGCAAAUCCAACGGAAUCAAGAAAAGGUGGUUCUGGAAAUGAAGCAGCCACCAGUUCCACGGUUCUCGAUCGCAUGGAAGACGUUUCCUCCGAGAGUGACAUUGAAGAAUUUCUGCAACGAUCAUCCUCCAGAGGGCCUACAGUUUCAGCGAAAACCACAAGUGCAGAAUCGGCCAAGACAUCCAAAAAGAGAUCAACGGGCAAGAGAAGAAAGAAGUACAACUCUGAAAACCUUUCCGAUGAAGAGUUUGCCUGCAUGCUAACAGAUAUAGUUCAAGCUGUAUCAGACGGCGAUGACGACGACGACGAGGAUGAUCUUGAAGUCGAAGAUCAAGAUAUUCCGCAACCACCAACUCAGGCACCAGAACAAAACGCAAGUGCUAGUGUAGUGAUUGCGGCAAGCCCUCAACCUUCUCCCGAGCGGCAACAACCAGCACCGGAAGAAAAAGGAAAGAAAAAGAAGCGACGCAAAGUUGCAGCAACCUCAGACUGUGCAACGACUGUUACCUUAAGUGACACGGAUGAUGAUGUCUUGGAAAUUUCGGAUGUGCAUGAGGUAAUGGAUGAUUCGUCUUCCCCACCGAAUGCCACCCUGAUGACGGCUGGGACGAGUAGGCCGGGUUGGAACAAGGAAAUGGACCUUUUCUAUAACAGCUCAAAAACGGAGAGCCAAUUCUGUAUGCGGCGUGUAAUGGAGGAUAUGCCUCGUGAAGCGGAUCUGUGGAAAAUCAUCGAUAAGGAUCGAUAUCCGGAUCCUCCAAAGCGAGGUAAACCUUGUCACAACUGCGGAGAACAGGGCCAUAUGCGUUACAAAUGCCAAAAUGCUCCUAAACCUCUCGUCUGUCGUAUAUGCGGCAAACAGGGUCAUCAUGAACCACGCUGCCCGAUGACUAUUUGCCUAAAUUGCGGGAAUCGUACGCGUUCCUUCGUUUACGAAUGUGCCAACUGUCGGCCCAACUUGAGAAAAAAGUGUCAUAUUUGCGGUAUUGUAGGGCAUUGCGCCACCAUGUGCCCUGAUAAUUGGCGCCGAUAUCACAGCACGACCGAGGACAAUGUUCCGCUGAUACAAAAGUUCAAGCGAAACAAUAAUGCAAAGCAAUGCAGCAUUUGUGGGCGAACGAAUCACCAGGCUCACAAUUGCUACGUGCCAGCCCGCAUCUUUAGUUGCCCGAUACCAUCGGAGCUCGUUCAUUCCUACCGACCGAUCUACCCUUACGAUAUCGGUACGAGGAAGUCGUGCCCCCCAGAGGUCGGAUCACGAUCGAAACAGUCCGAUGUGCAAGCCGGGCAACAGGAGACUGAAGUAAGUUCGCGCCACUUUGAGACGAGUAGCUGUGAUUUAAAUCUCGAAGCGCUCGAAGCGAACAAUCCGAAUGGAUUCUAUCAUCGUUUUGUGGAAACCAUGGGUCUGCACAGGGAGCAACCAGCCGUCGGUGAACAGGUGAUCGUCACCGGAACAAAGGUUUCCGAAUCAGACGAGCAUCAGCAACAUCGUGGUCUAAGGGUUUUCCAGCGCAACAAAAAGCCCAAAAUCGAUGGCCAUUCUUCCAGCGUUGCUGGUCCAACUACUAGUGAUCAGCAAAAAGACACACCGUGCCAUGUAAAAGAAGAGCCUGGAACGGUGUUGGAGGGAAAAGAACCAGUCGUACCAAAGGAUAAUGAUGUUGGGCCAGUGGUAACACUUCCCGAAGCAAGCAUUACGGAAGAUUCCAACUACAGUUUCUCUGAGCUUAUGCCUGCGGACGACGAGGGGCAAGUUAGUACGGCAAAGAUUACGAUCCCAACAACUACACCUCCCCAACCACAAUCUGUAGAUGCAAACCCUCCGAAGGAUUUUGAGCUCGAUUUCAUACCGCUCAGUAGUCCUAGCGAGCAAGCGAAUUGUAAUGUGGGCCAAGUAACAUCAACAGACGAAUCCCUCGAAAACAAAUCAGUGGAACUGGCCAUUGCCAACCAGCCGACUUCAACUGCGAAAAUAUGUCUUAGCAAGGAGAACGCCAAACUGCUGCUGUCGCUUCCCGGGCAAGAGUUUCUUCAGCUAGCCAGAGUGAAACAUGAAGUGACGCUAAUGAUUACUUUCGAAUUGGUAGGCAACGUACUUCACGUAGGUGGUUCGGCAGCCCAACAGGAUGCCUUCCGUGCGGAGUUUGUGCAAUUCCUAAAGGAUCAAGAGCUUUCGGCAUACAACAAAAAGAUAAUCAGCAUAACUUGUGUACCGAAAAACUCCAGGAAAGCGGUCCGGCACAUAACUGAUUUUUUCGAGCAACUGCUGAAACCAUUCGGUGACGUCAGUUUCAUUUUCAAACGCUAUAUAAACGCCGUGAAAAACGGGCGCUUUCCAUUGCAGAUGCUCGAAAGGGCACGCAAAACGUUAAAUUUGGUCCUGUUCGGUGUGUAUGGCAUGCGAGAGGGUCGAUCGCGGAUGAAUCAGCUGAUCAAGCAAGUGGCAGAGCUCAAGAAGAAUCAACCAAAGCAGGAGCUCGAUCCUAGUUUGCGCCAAUCGAUCAAUGAACACAUAGUCUAUAUCUUUAGCCCGUAUGAUCACGGCGAUUACAAACAAAUCUUCGUCGAGUUUGAACGCCUCGAUAAAUUACACCAGCUGAAGAAAAUUACCUAUGUAGAACUAGGAUUGCCGCAUCCAAUCUUCUCAAACAUUUCCCUUUACCCUAUGGUGAAAGACGAAGAAGCUGAUACCACAGACAAUGAUGAAUUCGCUUCGCAGUUCGUAGAAAUCGUAAACCCGCAGAAAACGAGGGAAUACAACGAAAACCUCAUGAAACGCCACAAAGUACCGGUGCUCGCGAAUAAGCUUGCCCUUCGUAUUACCAUUCAUUUCAAGAAGCUGAUAAAGUGUUUCGAUAGUGUGAAGAAUAUGUUCCUUCACUAUAUACGUUUACAGCAGGAAGUAAUACAAUCGAAAGAAGUAGAAGCCGCGCGUACGAGGCUGAACAUGGUCUUAUUUGGUGUGUACGGUAUGCGUGAAGGUCGAAAGCGCAUGAGUCAGUUGAUCCAAGCAGCGGGCACAUACAAAAAUUCGACUGAAUAUAUUGAGCCAAGUUCACUAAAAACCAUAAAUGAAAAUUUGGCCUAUAUCUUUAGUUCGUACGAUCAUGGCAACUACACCAAGAUCAUGGCCGAGUAUCAGCAGUUAAGAAAGCAGCAACAGUUGACCAAGAUUACCGCUAAGGAGAUGGGUUUAAAGGGUCGCAUUGCCUUGACAACACCACAUCACUGCUUUCCGACGACGAACACCAAUAAGGCAGAUGAUUUCGAUGGAAUGGAGGGAAACAAUCAGAAGGAAGAAGAGGACAACGAUGACGACAAUGAAGACGAUGACGACGAUGAUGGCGAAGACGACGAAGACAAGGAAGAAGUAGAAAAGCAGCAAGAACGGCAGCAGCCUAGCAAUCCGAAUGGCGACCACGAUCCUACAGAAGAGCCUCUCAUUUUGAACACGUUCGAUCAAAUGAUUGAUCCUCAGAGGCUGGAGUGGUUGGAUCGAGCUUCUCGCUGCCAUGGUGACCAAGAAGAUUAUCAAAUGGCACUACAACUGCCUCAACUGGUCGAGAAUCUUCUUUUCUCGAAUUGUUCCAUUGCUCCAGCGCAGCGUCAGCAACAGCAGCAUUAUCAGCACCAGACCCAGCCUCAGCCCCGGAAUUUUCAGCCAAACCGUUUUCCAUCCAUGAGGGCAGCCAGCAACAGAGCUGAUGGCAGUCGUCGUGGUGGAUAUCAUCAUCGUGACGAUCGUCAGCGUUCAAUUGCGUUCACACAACCAAACUCACAACAUUCGUCGCCCAAAUGGAGGCAAAUAAUGGCAGACCAGGAAGAGAAAAUACUCCGCUGCCUUCGUCUGGCUCACUGCAACAAAAGAAUGAGGCACCUGACCGAUCGGAUUGAUUAUAUUAGUAAAAAAGCAAACAAGGGUCCUCUGCGUCCGAUUGACCGGGAGGAACUCGAUCAAGUACUCCACAUUUUGUCCAACAAAAGGCAGCCAACACAAGCGACCAACCGGGGACGUCGAUUUAAUGCGCACCGCACACCAAAUUACCGCCAUUCUUUCUAGCGAAGAUUGAAAUGUUCACGGCAGGGAGCGUAAUGU
This is a messenger RNA of Anopheles aquasalis, 6028 nucleotides long. It is a transcript of the gene Zcchc7, whose product is annotated as Zinc finger CCHC-type containing 7. Gene Ontology annotation, biological process: nuclear polyadenylation-dependent snoRNA catabolic process; nuclear polyadenylation-dependent snRNA catabolic process; nuclear polyadenylation-dependent CUT catabolic process. Gene Ontology annotation, molecular function: RNA binding; zinc ion binding. Lineage: Eukaryota; Metazoa; Arthropoda; Insecta; Diptera; Culicidae. Gene Ontology annotation, cellular component: TRAMP complex. The record is from RefSeq and is a predicted model, not a curated record.